UGUGGAUUUGGUUUAUUGCUUAUAUUAAUUGGGUUCCCAAAUUACAUGAGAAUUCACACAUCUGCAUGCAAGGCACAGUGGGACCCUACCAAUUGGCUCUAAUUGGUAAAUAAAGUUGCCAGGCUGCCAAUGGCUGGGCAGGGAGACUGAGGUGGGACUUUAAAUAAGAGUUUCUGGGCAAGGGAACCAUGGGGAAAAGAGGGAUUUUUAGAAUCGCCAUGCUGGGGAAGCAGGAGGAUCAGUCUUGAGAGCUGUAGGAGAGAAAGCAUACGGCCAUGUAAGAGCUGAGGAUGAGUGGCCCCAGGGGGCCCUCCCCAAAUAGUGUCUGGGGUAGCAAAGAUGGAAUAUAGAUUUUAGUAAAUGAUAAAUUCAGGAGUCUCAGAGGGUAGGUGUUAGCAAUGUGGAAGGUUGGGAGGGGCCCAGCUGUUGGGCUGCUUAGGGCAUAUUAAAAAUAAGGCUGCAUGUGUGUGUCUUUUAUUCAAGAAUCCACAUGGAGCCGGGGCAGUGGUGGCGCACGACUUUGAUCCCAGCACUUGGGAGGCAGAGGCAGGCAGAUUUCUGAGUUUGAGGCCAGUCUGGUCUACAUUGAGUUCUAGAACAGCCAGAACUACACAGAGAAACCCUGUCUCAAAAAACCAAAAAAAACAAAACAAAACAAAAAAAAGAAUCUACAUGGGAUAGUCAUAAGAAGUGCUUGCCUGCUAGGGAGAUUAGAGUGAUUUGCAUACUAUCACUACACCAUGGCGUUACAUCAUACACUCCUGCUCUAAACCUUCUGCAGUGCCCUGUGGACCACAGAUCAAUCCUUUCAAUAACUACAUACGACUUCCAGCUGCCUCUCCACGCAGUCUUUCCCUCAGUCUCAUUCCUGCAGAAAAUCCAAUAUCCGUGAGUCCAGACCAGGCUCAACUGUGACCCUAGCUGAAAAGUAGAUUCCAAAGUGGAUGUGGUACGAUUUGUGCAAUUUAGGGGUGGAAUCACAUAGAACAGGACUUCAAGGUCAGUUGGAGGCCAGGCAGGGAUAAUGCAUAGGACCCUAAACUAAAAAAACAAAGUAAAAAGAUUACUGGGCCACUCAGAGCCACCGGCCACAAAAUGAGAGCCCCCAGACAAUCUGCUGAUAACUUUGGUCCCAGAUGGUACAAUUCACAGGCCAACAUCCCUAAGUGCCCAGGAGCCACCAGACUUGGAAGCUGUUUUGCAGGCUGGGAUGGAUCCAAACCAGAUCUGUUGGGGGUACAGAUCUAGUGUGUCAGGAACUUGUAUCUAAGCCGACCUUGUCUACAACUCAGCCCCAAUGAGAGACCAAGGUCCCUCAGGAUCUGGUGCUCACUGUGAUCUUAACUCUUAAACAGUACGGCUACGAACAGGAGGAAUUAACAGGGUGAGCUCCAGGGAAUGUUGGACAAUUGUGGGCAAGGGGCAUGGGACCUUAGUUCCUGUUUUGGGGCACCCAACAACCUCAAAAGGUAAGAGGAGAACGAAGGAAGGAGAGAGUGGUGAGUAGAUGGACGGAGAUACUGACAGAUGAACACUGGAGUCCCUGGCAGCAAUUGGACCCAUAGUCCAAAUUCCCAGGAAGCCCUUGUUGGCUGCAACUGGCCCCGAAAGGCCUCCAGCACGUGCCAAAAAAAAAGGAGCAGGCGCCAGAAUGGCCACCAGGGGGCCAGCCGACGGUUCUAAGUACCCGUCCCGUCGGUGAGUCGGUGAGGAAGCAUCCGAGCUGGGUUGCAGAGGACUGGCCGAGGAAACUGGACUAGGCCACGGCGUGACAAAAGCGUGUCCAGCGGGGCCAGCAGAAGCCGCACAGGGGUUUCAGGGACUUUGAAUAUGUCGGGGAUCGCCCUCAGCCGCCUUGCGCAGGAAAGGAAAGCCUGGAGGAAGGACCACCCUUUUGGCUUUGUAGCUGUCCCAACAAAGAACCCUGAUGGCACAAUGAACCUGAUGAACUGGGAGUGCGCUAUCCCUGGAAAGAAGGGGACUCCAUGGGAAGGAGGCUUGUUCAAGCUACGGAUGCUUUUCAAAGAUGACUAUCCGUCCUCACCACCAAAAUGUAAAUUUGAGCCCCCACUGUUUCAUCCAAACGUGUAUCCUUCUGGCACAGUGUGCCUGUCCAUCCUGGAGGAAGACAAGGACUGGAGGCCAGCUAUCACCAUCAAACAGAUCUUAUUAGGAAUACAAGAACUUCUAAAUGAACCAAAUAUUCAAGACCCAGCUCAAGCAGAGGCCUACACAAUUUACUGCCAAAACAGAGUGGAAUAUGAGAAAAGGGUCCGAGCACAAGCGAAGAAGUUUGCCCCCUCAUAAGCAGCGGCCCUGGGCUCCAUGACGAGGAAGGGAUUGGCUUGGCAAGAACUUGUUUACAACCUUUUGCAGAUCUAAGUCGCUCCGUACAGUUACUAGUCGCCUGGGAGGGUUGAGCGGGCGCCAUUUUCCAUUUCCGCCACUGGCAUAUUCAGUCUUUUGUAUUUUUGAUUAUUAAGUAAAACUUGCUUUUAUUUUAAUAUUGAUGUCAGUAUUUCAACUGCUGUAAAGUGAUAAACUUUUGUACUUGGUAAGCCCCUAGCAGCUAGUUUCUUUGCGUCGCGCUCGGAUGCAGGCAUGCUUCCCACUGUUCAGAGCUCUGGCUUCCAUCUGGCUGUGUGACAGAACCACACUGUCCCUCCUUCCCUACCCUCGUCCUUCUCAGAAACCUGGGCUGUUGCUUAUGAGCCUCAGAUCCAAAGUUGGCCAGCAUUUCCAUCCUGCACCACUUCCUUUGUGUUUAUAUGGCGUUUCGUCUGUGUUGCUGUUUAGAGUAAAUAAACUGUUUAUAUAAAGGUUUUUGUUGCAUUAUCAUCAUUAAAAUGUGAGGAGGUAUCUAUCUCAGUACACCUGGCCCUCCUCACAUGGCUGCAGUCCUUGCCAGGCACCAAGGCUGAGCCCCAGGACCAGCACCUAGGAGGUCUCAGCUUCUGCUAGGGAUAUGCCCAGGCCCCAUGCAGCUCCAUCUUCAUCUGGUUCUUUGUAAAUAGGACUGUGUACAGGGAUGUGUUCUGUUCUCCCCACCUGGAUCUUUGGGCCUUAAGGUACCAGGCAGCGUUGAGAGCCUCAUGAAGUUGGAAUCCGCAUCCAGCCUUCGUAAACCCAGAAAGGUGAAAGACUGGCUGAUCCAGACCAAGGCUGAGGCCAGGUGAGAGCCAAGGACAAACUGGCCUGCAUUGAUCUCCCUGCCUGUUAGCUGUACAGUGGGCCCUGCUGUGGCCUGAAUGCUAGCUUCAGGCCUUUUGGUGCCCUGCCCUUGUACCUGGAAGAGGCAGCUCUGCCACCGGCCCGGGCAAACUCGGGUCCUCUAGAGCACCUGAGCACACAGCUCCUACACCUCCUGACCUGCAUUCAACUCUGCCCUACGGCCCAGGAGACCAGCCUGCUGUGGCCUCGGCACAGGAUGACCUCAGGUACUACUGUCCACAUACUCCGCUUGCUGGAGCUGGGCUGGGUGAAGCUGCUCUUGGCAGUGGCCCACCUGGGCUGGGCUGGGUCUGUGAUCUUAGGGCUUACAGAACACAGGGAGGUGCAGUGGACAUAGGCGCAGUGAUCAGUCUCCAUCAGACUUGUUCCUGAGGCCCCUGGAAGACCCCUGACAUGGGAACCAGGCACCAGUGGCUCAAGUUCAGGGACCAAUCAAGGGGUGGCCAGGUCUGCAGCCAGGAGUCUUCACUCUGGAAUUGGAGGGGCUUGUGCUCACACAGCUGGUGGCACCUGGAUGGGCUGGGUUGCCAGUGCCUUGUGGGCACGUUUAGCCGCCAGUACAGUCGGGAGCCGAGCUUGGAUGAACAGUUUGCAGCACAAGGCCUCACCUGGGGAGCUUAGGCUGGUGUGUGUGUGUAGCCUGCUCUCAGAAUGUCUUAUUUUGUAACAACUGACUACAUUUAGUAAUAGGUACACAUGUAUAUGGUUAAUAUAUGGAAAUUCAAUAUAUUUUAUAGUUAAAGUAUUCUAAAGUAACUGAUGUUUCUAGCAAACUGUAGUGACCCCAGCUAUGAAGUGUUCCUUUUGUACCACAGUCCUUGGAUUACCAGAGAUGUGAAUCUUGUAACAUAAGAAUGUGGUCUGUGACCAUCCUGUGUUAAGAGGGUGGGGUGGAGGGUAUCCCAGCAUGAAGCCUCAUUGGUAAGGAAUUGUGGGCAACAGAUUAACCACUGUAUCUACAAAUGCUCUAAUUAAAACAUUUCCACAAACUGCA
Mus musculus (house mouse) is the source of this 4225-nucleotide messenger RNA. It is a transcript of the gene Ube2i, whose product is annotated as ubiquitin-conjugating enzyme E2I. The transcript is spliced from 7 exons. Lineage: Eukaryota; Metazoa; Chordata; Mammalia; Rodentia; Muridae. Gene Ontology annotation, molecular function: RING-like zinc finger domain binding; small protein activating enzyme binding; SUMO transferase activity. The record is from RefSeq and is a predicted model, not a curated record. Bases 1831 to 2307 code for a protein of 158 amino acids. Gene Ontology annotation, cellular component: PML body; SUMO ligase complex; cytoplasm. Gene Ontology annotation, biological process: positive regulation of cell migration; import into nucleus; negative regulation of transcription by RNA polymerase II.